AUGGCCCUUGAGGAACACCAGCGUAUCACACCAGAAAGUGAUAAACAGAGAUACUUUCUGGAGAAGUCUGAGGACAAGGAGGGAAACGCUCUGGCCUUCCACUUCCUCUCAGGGCCCAGAGUCACUGUACUGGCCUCCAAGACCUCCCAGCGCUACCGUAUCCAGAGUGAGAGUUUCGAGAACAUCUGGCUGGUGGCUAAGGAGCUGGUGCAGCGCUUCGACCGCCACUUUGCCAAGCAGGGAGUCAAAGACUUCAGAAACAGCUUUGCAGGCCCUAUACCUCUGGCUGAGUACUUUGAGACUGUCGACCACCACUUUGAGCUGCGUGUGAGUGCAGAGAAGUACCAGGACCUCCUGUCAGAGCGGGCGAUCCAGUUCAGAGCCAUCCAACGCCGUCUCCUGACCCGCUUCAAAGACAAGACCCCCGCCCCCCUGCAGAACCUAGACACACUGAUGGAGGGGACGUACCGCCAGGUGAUAGCGUUGGCAGAUGCAGCGGAGGAGAACCAGGCAUGUCUGAAUCAGGCGUUUGUUCGCUUGCGCAGUGCCACCCACCUCCUCAUCCUCCUGGUCUCCCUGUGGCUGGGCCUCAACACAGAGCAGAACGCCAUCCUGGAGGCUACACUGCUACCCCUGUUACAGGACACACCACAACUGGGUUGGGAGGAGAGUGUGGACGCGGCAGUGUCUCACCUCCUAAGGACCUGUCUGUCCCGCAGCCCUAAGGACCAGGCCCUGUCUCUGUCCACCUCCCAGCUCAGCAUGCCCAAAGACACGGUCCGCCUGAAGAAGCACAUCACCGUGCUGUGUGACCGCCUGGGCAAGGGGGGACGGCUGUCUCUGGCCUCCGAGGCCAACGUACCCAUACCAGUCAUGAUGCCAGGGGGCUGUGAGCCAAUCGCGGAGGCUGUUGCGGACCUGGAGGAGCCACCCCUGCAACAGGAGUCAGCCGCCAAGUUCAUGAAGAAGAAACAGCCAUCCAAGAAAGUCAAGCCCAAGACUGAUAAAGAAUCCAAGGACAAGAAAGUGUCUGCGGCUGGGGCAGUCAAGGAGACAGUGGAAGAGCCUGUGGAAGAGCCUGUGGAAGAGCCUGUGGAAGAGCCUGUGAAAGAACUGAAGAAAGAAAAGAAGGAGUCCUCUAAGGAAAAGAAGAAGGAGUCCACCAAGGAGCCCAAAGAGCCCAAGGACCCGGGGAAAGAGUCAAAAAAGGAGUCUUCAAAAGACUCCAAGGAAAAGAAGGAGUCCACCAAGGAGUCAAAUAAGGAGUCUUCUAAGGAGGCCAGCAAAGAGUCUUUGAAGGAGCCCGGGAAGGAGAAAGUGUCAAGAAAGUCAUCUGUGAAGGUCAAGGAGAAAAAGAAAGAGACAGAGGCUGCUGCUGGAGAGGGCUGAUAAAGUCAUGCAAUAAAUACAUUGUUACACACAUACACACACAUACACACGCAAUCUCACAUACACACUCAUAUUCAUGACAAACACACUUCUAUCAGGGCUGAUGCUGGUCCAUAGUCAGGACUUCUGGUGUCUGUGUUGGGUGAAGGUGCGGUGCUGAAGAUGAGGCCCAGUCAGAAACUCCAGUAGAACAGCCAAGGAGUCGGAUGUGCAACAUCAAAGCCCUUCCCCUCCCUUCCUUCCAGUGGCAGCGUCUCGUAGUGGAACCCACAGCCCUGUGCGUCGGUAAGCCCUAACCACCCCGCCUACACACGGGCACUCUGACAUCUAUCCCGCCCUCUCGCCCCCUCGUGUGGCACCAUGCCUUGCCAAAGCCACCCCCGCCUCAAGCUAAGAAUAACCCCUGCGUUCUGUCCGUCCCUCCGUAUGUCCCUCCGUAUGUCCCUCCGUAUGUCCCUCCGUAUGUCCCUCCGUAUGUCCCUCCGUAUGUCCCUCCGUAUGUCCCCUCGGGUAAAACAAGGCCACUUUCACCCCCCAUCAGCAGCUUUCAGCGCACAGAAGCAGGAAAACCAUCAAACUGAGACAAUAGCAGAGAAACGAAAAGGGAAGGGAAUUCAAGCAGCCCCCAUGAUCGUUUGUGAGGACUUGCAGGAACAUACUCAAUCACACACACCUGAAUCCACAAACACAUGCACAUAAGAAUACAAACAUGCACAACUAUACACGUAAAAACACUAGCUAGCACCUGCUCGUAUUCUGCAACACACAGCCCUACAAGCGUUACAGUGUUUCCAGCCAGCCUCUAAGACCAUAGACCACCUUCUGUUAGAGGAUCGCUGUGCCAGCCUGACCAAUGACAAUCCAAACAGCUCUUUAUGUCGCUAUUGUACUGUACCUGUACGUGCUGUAUGUGUGUGUUGUCUGUACGUGUCUUGAUGAAUUUAGACAUGUAUCGUUUCCUAACUCAGCUUAAUGAAUGUAUUAUAGCAAAGGUUUUGUACCAUUAUCAGCUUGUCUGAUGCACCAGGUACCUGUUCUAUGCCUGAUUUUUAUAGACAAAGCAGGGUGAUUCAAGUUAGUGCUACGAAACUGUUGUUGUUUAAAGUAUCUCCUUAAUCUCCCUCCGCAUGUAUGUCUUUCUCUAUCCCUUUAAGUCUGUCUUGUUUCAGUCCUUGCUUACUGAGUAUGUGGGACAGUGUAUAUGUUAGAGUAUAUAGGAAUGGUCACUGUUAAAAUGGCUUUGCCCUUGGCCAGUGGCUUUAGGUUUGUUUUUUCCUUACUGUAGUGUAAAAGGUCUGUGCAAAUCUCCUCGAGCUCAGCACAAGGUCGAUUUAAGAUUGAGGAACUGAGAGACUCGCUGUUUAAUUUGGCACGGGUCGUUUGUAGGUGUUGCGUUAAAGCCACGUUGUGGAAGUAGAUGGGGUUGGAAUCCGGCGGACUCUCCUCUCAGGUCUCUGUUAUGUUAUGUCUGUUUGACGUCAGUGGGUUCUCUUUUUUUGUAUUCUCCUCAAUAACUUUUGUCUUUGACUAAACGCGCUGUGUUUCACAACAUGAAUGUUGUACAGGACAAGUUCAAGUGCAAAAAAUGAUUGAACUAGGACCAAACAUUGUUACAUGCCCCACUGUAAAAAAACUAACAGUGCCACAGUUUUGAGAGAAUGUAAUAAAAAGCCCUUUGUAUUAGACUUUUAGAAACAAAUGGGUUGGUG
This is a messenger RNA of Coregonus clupeaformis (lake whitefish), 3098 nucleotides long. Its product is annotated as protein PTHB1-like. The transcript is spliced from 8 exons. NCBI's taxonomy places the organism in Eukaryota, Metazoa, Chordata, Actinopteri, Salmoniformes, Salmonidae. Gene Ontology annotation, biological process: cilium assembly. The record is from RefSeq and is a predicted model, not a curated record. Gene Ontology annotation, cellular component: BBSome; membrane. The coding region runs from base 1 to 1389 and encodes 462 amino acids.